AUGACAGUUCAGCCGUUCAACGGAUCAUUGACUCUGAGAGUGCCGAGGCUUGCCGUGAACCAUGAGGAGAUCGGGCCACAGAACCUUGAGUUCUGUGAUGACUUUGAUGUGAAGCUUUUCGUCAGUGUUUUUGUCUCUGUCUGGAAAAUAGACGUGUAUCCUUAUUCCAAUCGUACUGGUGCCAGCAUAACUCCUUACAUCCCUGGCUGGGGAUUUGACGGUCGAUUACUGAAUCUAACAACAAUGAUGAAAGCGAUCAGAGACCUGCCAUUCGUUGGACCACCAGGCAACAACAGACUGCUGGACCUUCAUGAAGAUGAUCUCACGUCAUACAGUAGUAGUCUCGAGUUCUAUGUUAAUGUGGCCAUCUUACAAUCCAACAUCUAUGACCUAAAAUCUCAACUAACAUACAUAUGGAAGCAGACGAUACAAGCUGUUACUGACAUGGCAAAUAUCAAUACGAAAGUAGUGCGGCAGGAAGAAUGCAUUGAUAUGGAUGGUAAAAUGUUGACAAAAGUGGAAUACACGGUAUCCACGAAUGGAAUAACCUUGCUCCCACAGACUUUGCCAGAAAUAAACAGCACCCGUCUUCAGGAAAUGUUGACGAAUAUAUCACCAAGCAACAGACAAUACACACUGAUUACAACACAGUCUGAAAUAUCUGCCUAUGACAAACUAUUUUGGCUGUAUCUCCAACAACCCGUGUUUGCAUCCGAUAUCGGGAUUUUCCGACAUUACCUGCAGGGUAUCUGGCGCAGAAAGAAAGAUAUAGACGGAUCUGCAAAAAUCAAGAUAUUGUUUCAAGAAGAAAAUUUCUCAAUGAAGAGCUCCUUGAAAAUAUGGAAGAUAUCUUACUCUCUGACGUCACAUUCGUCUGUGCAGGACGUCAGAUUCCAUGGAAACCUGAAUAAGACAGAGUUGGCUUCACUCAUUGACAGCGUCUCCACCAACACAACGACACGUUAUACCAGUGCAGUUGUCAUGGAAAAUGACAUUUUCUACAGGAUAUCAGAAACCUUUAAUCUGUAUGUUAAAACGCGGGUCGCGUCCAUUGAUUACAGACAAUUUGAAGCUGCUUUGGAAACGAUUUGGUCUUUUGAAAUAUCGGGUAGUAUUACUAUACGUGUUGCUACUCAAGAAGAAAUCGUCAAUAGAUUUGGGAAGUCAACAUGGACAGUUAAAUAUGUCAUCCUCCAAAUGGAACAUGUUGUGUCACCCAGAACACUGGAUGGGUCCUUUCUUGAUAGCUUUAAUGUAACUAAUGGCCAGGGAGAACCGUACGUUAUCACAACUCCUCGGGAACACUUCAGGGUGGAAGAAUGUCUUCAAGUGUAUCUGUCUCAACCGCUGUAUCGCCAGGACAGAGAACACGUCAGACAUGAUAUUGAAUCUUCACUUCACCGCAUGGCAGGUGAAUUGCAGAAUGCUACACUUGAGUGGAAAGGUCAAAUCAAAUUCAUCAGUGUAGAUAACAGCUCAUCCACGUGGAGACAACUGUUUGUCGUAAAGGUUGAUUAUACGGUCGUGAACUAUCAAAGAGAUCACCAUCUCAAGGUUAAUGCAAUAACGAUUAACGCGACAUCCCCUAAUGGAGAAAAGUACCAUGUCUAUACAACGGAUACUGUGAUUGGCUACCUCAGAACGGAUAUGCAGUAUUCCAUCACUGUGAUUGGUCACAUUCAGAGUGACCAUCUUCAAUACUUUCAACAGGCCAUCAACAAGACAUGGUUGAGGACAUUCGGCAAUGUCACAGUUCGUGUCAAACAGCAAGAGGAGCUUGUUGGUGACAAUGGGUAUGUGUUCUGAAUGUCAUAUUAAACAAUAUAUAUAUAUAUAGUAGUAAUAUACUUGGUCGUCAAAGGAAUGGAACUAACAAAUGUACCUACGUAUAUGUAUCAUCUGUUUGUCAUACUUAUAACCUAAUUUGAUUUUUAUAAUAGAAAAAUAUGAUUGCAUUUAUGUUUGAAUAUAAUGUGAUAUUAUUAAAGGGAAACACAGUUUAAAAAACUGAUAUUUACAUAUUCAGCUACACAUAUUGUAGAUAGCGAAUAUUUAUUUAUAAAUUCUAAAUGGUUUGUA
Gigantopelta aegis is the source of this 2079-nucleotide messenger RNA. RefSeq lists its product as uncharacterized. The record is from RefSeq and is a predicted model, not a curated record. The transcript is spliced from 11 exons. NCBI's taxonomy places the organism in Eukaryota, Metazoa, Mollusca, Gastropoda, Neomphalida, Peltospiridae. Bases 1 to 1806 code for a protein of 601 amino acids.